CAGCUGUAUGUAAUUUCUACCUAAUUCUCUCUCUCUCUCUCUCUCCCUCCCUCUCCUUUUACCUUCACCAGCUGCCACCCUCCAAUGUUCAGUUGCUACCUUUCUUUCCUAACAAGCACAUUCCUUUUAAAUAGUCUCAAUUAUCAUAAGAAACUGCACUGCAUUGGUACCCAACACAGCGCGUCUCUCUGAAUCCCUCUUGCUCAGCUAUUUUGUCAAAUUAUGAUAGUUUCCCAACGGCGUAUUGAUCUAGUGAAAACCAAGGCCGAAGCCAGGUAUCAAAUAUGGAUCGCAAAGCCAGGGUUUAAUCUUGGAGAAUUUGGACAGUUUCACCACAAUUUCCUUGAUUUUAGGGGUGUUGUUUACUAAUGCCGUUGAGACCACAGAAUCAGAUCAUCAAUUUCAGGACUUAGGGCUAAAACUUUGGGGAAAAUAUGGAACUGGAAUUGAGCCUGAUUUUCAUGAUCAGCACCGCAUUAGCCUUGCUCUGUUGUCCAUCCACACAUGGCGCAACUGCUGCAUCUCCGGCACCGGCCCCGGUCCCGGCCCCGGCUCCGGCUCCGGGCCCAGAAUUCGUCAACCUGACAGACCUUCUCACAGUGGCUGGCCCAUUCCAUACCUUCCUGACAUACCUUGAAUCCACCAAAGUGAUUGAAACCUUCCAAAACCAAGCCAACAAAAGUGAUGAAGGGAUCACCAUCUUUGUGCCAAAAGAUGAAGCAUUCUCAUCCCUUAAGAAGCCCUCCCUCUCCAACCUCACCCAAGACCAGCUCAAAUCGCUCUGCCUCUUCCAUGCCUUGCCACACUACUACAGCCUAGCAGACUUCAAGAACCUCAGCCAAUUAAGCCCGGUUAGUACCCUAGCCGGUGCCCAAUACUCUCUGAAUUUCACCGAUGAGUCUGGAACGGUGCACCUUAGCUCAGGAUGGGCGCACACAAAAAUCAGCAGCAGCGUGCAUUCGACUUAUCCUGUCGCCGUUUAUCAGGUUGACAAGGUCCUCCUUCCCGAAGCCAUCUUUGGCACCAACAUUCCUCCAACCCCGGCACCAGCUCCAUUGCCUAAUAUUGCUCCAGAUGGAAAUGCUCAUGCUGGGCCUGUAGGCAGCAAAUCUAGUCCAACAUCUUCCCCUAGAUCAUCAUCCUCAUGUAGGAUUGCUGGCCUGAUGAGUACUUGGAGUCAGUUGGCUUUGGCUGUUUCGGGCUGCCUUGUAUUGUUCUUGUAAGCGAGAGGGCGAUUGAAUUAUGCCGGCUAUUUAAUUUGUCUUAAGAUUUACAAUGUAUGAGAAUUUGGAUUCAUCUGCUGUAACUACUCUCUUUGUUUAAAUGGCAUUUUUACUUGGUUUUGAGUUUGAGAA
Diospyros lotus (date-plum) is the source of this 1355-nucleotide messenger RNA. RefSeq names its product fasciclin-like arabinogalactan protein 7. The transcript is spliced from 3 exons. The record is from RefSeq and is a predicted model, not a curated record. NCBI's taxonomy places the organism in Eukaryota, Viridiplantae, Streptophyta, Magnoliopsida, Ericales, Ebenaceae. Bases 435 to 1223 code for a protein of 262 amino acids.